Sceloporus undulatus (fence lizard) is the source of this 1657-nucleotide messenger RNA. RefSeq names its product pyruvate dehydrogenase E1 subunit alpha 1 (gene PDHA1). The record is from RefSeq and is a predicted model, not a curated record. Lineage: Eukaryota; Metazoa; Chordata; Lepidosauria; Squamata; Phrynosomatidae. The transcript has 12 exons. Gene Ontology annotation, biological process: pyruvate decarboxylation to acetyl-CoA. Gene Ontology annotation, cellular component: intracellular membrane-bounded organelle. The coding region runs from base 112 to 1335 and encodes 407 amino acids. Gene Ontology annotation, molecular function: pyruvate dehydrogenase (acetyl-transferring) activity.
CCAUUUUGUUUGGCCGCUCUGGGCAAGUGGCUGCGAAGGAAGGGGACUCGGGCGGCGAGGCCUAGAGAAGGCUGUGUCUUCUUGUGAGCGGCGGUGAGCGCCUCGCCCUCCAUGCGCAAGAUGCUGGCCGCCCUCUCCCGCCUGAUGCAGGGCCCGGCUGCUGCUGCUGCUGCUGCUGCUGCCGCCCACAAACCGGGAGCUGUUAGUGAGGUUGCACGGGUGGUUGUUGCUUCUCGCAAUUAUGCAGAUUUUGCAACUGAGGCUACGUUUGAUAUUAAGAAGCAUGAUAUCCACCGAUUGGAGGAGGGUCCACCCACAACAGCUGUGAUGACUCGAGAGCAAGGUCUGCAGUACUACAAGACUAUGCAGACAAUUCGGCGCAUGGAACUGAAAGCAGACCAAUUGUAUAAACAGAAGAUUAUUCGAGGUUUCUGUCAUUUAUACGAUGGCCAGGAAGCUUGCUGUGUUGGGCUCGAGGCAGCCAUAAAUCGAACAGACCAUUUGAUUACUGCUUACCGGGCUCAUGGCUUUACAUAUACCCGUGGUGUUUCAGUUCGUGAAAUUCUUGCUGAAUUGACAGGUCGGAUUGGUGGAUGUGCUAAAGGCAAAGGAGGCUCAAUGCAUAUGUAUGCCAAAAACUUCUAUGGUGGUAAUGGUAUUGUUGGUGCCCAGGUUCCUUUGGGAGCUGGUAUUGCCUUGGCAUGCAAAUACUUUAGUAAAGAUGAGAUCUGUGUGACAUUGUAUGGUGAUGGUGCUGCCAAUCAGGGUCAGAUAUUUGAAACAUUUAACAUGGCUGCCUUGUGGAAGUUGCCUUGCAUUUUCAUCUGUGAGAACAACCGAUAUGGGAUGGGUACUUCUGUAGAGAGAGCAGCAGCCAGUACAGACUACUAUAAAAGGGGAGACUUUAUUCCAGGUCUCAGGGUUGAUGGUAUGGAUGUUCUUGCUGUCAGAGAAGCAACAAAAUUUGCUGCUGACCACUGCAGAUCAGGAAAAGGCCCUAUUGUGAUGGAGCUACAAACAUAUCGUUAUCAUGGACACAGUAUGAGUGAUCCAGGAAUCAGUUACCGAACAAGGGAAGAAAUUCAAGAAGUAAGAAGCAAGAGUGAUCCCAUUACUCUCUUGAAGGACAGAAUGGUGAACAAUAACUUAGCUAGCGUGGAAGAACUAAAGGAGAUUGAUGUAGAAGUAAGGAAGGAGAUUGAAGAUGCAGCACAAUUUGCCACAACUGAUCCUGAACCACCUCUGGAAGAACUAGGCAAUCAUAUCUAUUAUAAGGACCCACCCUUUGAGGUGCGUGGCCCAAAUCAGUGGAUUAGGUACAAAUCUGUUUGCUAAGUGGUUUUGCACUCCAGCCACCAAUCAUACUGGUGGUAGUGAUUUUUUUUUACUGAAGUUUAAUUCUAUCUAUUCUAUGGUAUAAAAGUCGGAUCAUUGCACAUUUAGAUGGGAAAAGUCCAUUUGGCAGUAAAAUAGACAUUUUAUUUUGGGAUGGGAAAGAAAUGUUACAAACAUACAACUCUGAAAGGCACCUGCUCAAGAAAGAAUUGAAUUUAUUAAUGUAUAUCUAAACUUUUGGUUAUGCUGUAUUUAUGAAAGCUAUUCAUCUAAAAUCAUAUUAUGUACAAUAAAAAUGGUACAUUAAAAUUUUCUGAACAGA